CUGAGUAAUGGAUCGAAACAGACAGCGUCAUUGCCAGUUGACCACGAGCAAUCAUGUCAGGCGCUGUGCCAGCAGUGCCGCUACCUGCCGACUACUUUCCCCGUAUAUCAUUGCAUUCGACUGUAGUAGCUGCCUUCGAAGAUGCCGCCAGAGUCCAAGUGACUGCUGACCUCAACCGCCUCCAGGCAGAAACAACGAGCAGCCAUGUCGGCACUGCGUCGUCGUCAUUCUCCCGUCGCCAACCCUUCCGCACGAACGAGCAAGGGUACUCUGUCCUGGAGCGAGACGGAGCGAGCAUUCGAGUACGGAUGCAAUCUCCCCAAACUCCUCGAGGUACCGGCAGCCCCACCAUCUCAUUUGCGUGUCACGUCGACGUCGUGGGACUCCCAAGCGAACUCUUGGACGUCAUGUACGCCGACAAUACGCUAGCCCUGCGGGAAUGGGGCCGCACGUUCUUGUCCAAUUGGUUCGUCGAUGCGGCCAUAUUGCACUGCAUCCACCGCCAUAGCGGCGGCGACGGCCCUCGCACGUUCGCGGCGGUGACCUGGCUCGCCCUCCAACUUCCCUCAAGCAUACAAACGGACUUGUGCCUCUUCCAGUCCAUGGGAACAUGCGACAACCUACCUUAUAUCACGUGGACGUCGGUGGAGGUCCAAAUUUGUCCGAGCCAGGAACACCUCAAGUUCCGCCGCUCCCGUCUGCACAUGACCAUGUUCCUUCAAGCUACGACCACGGGCACGCGGCUCACGUGCUUUGGCUCCAUGGAGCAACUGCAUCUUACAACGUCCCAGGUCGAACGCGGGAUGGCGGCGGCGGUGCUCCGGAUGCGAUCGCUGGAUGGGAUCUUGGAGGGCCAUCGAUUGGCCAAGAAGCACCCGUUCGUGCCCCGGUCCCAGUGGGUUCCCGACAGUGCGCGGAGGGCGUGCUACGUAUGCCGCGCUUCGUUUACGUUGUUUCGCAGUCGUCACCAUUGCCGCGCAUGUGGAGAGAUCAUGUGCAAGAAAUGUACAGUCGUCCGACCAGUGCCCAACCAGUUGGAUGGGCUCGAACGAAGCGCCAAGGUGUGUCUCCGAUGUGUGGCCAUGCCCCGUUCAGUGUCAUACAGACCUCGACCUUCCCGCCCGCCGCCGUCCGUCGGCAGACAGCCGCACAUGCACAGGUCCUCCCUCCAUGAAACGAACCCCCUUCCGUUCGACCAUGAGGCAGGUGGCUCCCGCGGUCGCUCGUCCCUGCCCCUAGACAUACGGCCACGUCUGUCGGUCCGGGCGUCGCGCAUGUCUGCCAAGGCCCCGACGACAGACCCGAUGCAACUGCUGUCGUCGUCGUCGUCAACGCUACAUCACCAGACGUUCUUUGGGUCGGCCAAGGCCAUGAGUUUGCCGUCAACCACCAGAUUUGACAAUGUGGACCCGAUGGCGGCGCAGCUGUGGCAAAUUUCGUGCCGGGCACAGGCAACGUGGACGUUGGCAAAGGACACGACCAGCCGCAACACCACGCCCGUGAGCACCCCCCGAGAAGGAGGGCCAGACAACUUGCGCGACAGCUUGGUCAAAGUGAACCAGUCGCUGGCGGAACAAGCGUACCUUCUUGACGCGAUCGACCGCGCCAGCCGAGGCCGAUUCAGUGCCACGUCAUCGCCCCUAAGCAACCCCGCCGUGGACAGCCUCCGAAUGAGUGCCUGGGGAGACGAACUCGGUCGAUUUGAAGUCAUCCCAGACGACUUGGACCGGUAGCUCGCGGGGACAUGAUCAUACUACUGUAGCCCCCCCCCAUCCAUAUCAUAUAUAUGUACUAGUAUUGGAUAGUAUACAGUCACACUGUAAUAGUAGGUGCAGCCGUACACACUCCACAUGUUAAGACCAACAAUAAUGUUGUCUGCAUAUGUACAUGCAUACAC
This is a messenger RNA of Aphanomyces astaci, 1897 nucleotides long. RefSeq lists its product as hypothetical. NCBI's taxonomy places the organism in Eukaryota, Oomycota, Saprolegniomycetes, Saprolegniales, Verrucalvaceae. Gene Ontology annotation, molecular function: metal ion binding. The record is from RefSeq and is a predicted model, not a curated record. The transcript is spliced from 4 exons. Bases 54 to 1733 code for a protein of 559 amino acids.